AUGUCCACAAAUCGAAGAUUACGAAAAACGCGUUCUAAAGAGAAUCGCAUUGGGCACAAAAUAAUAAAUGUAAGCCCUAUCACGGCAUAUCUCAUUGAAAAACUUCAUCUAAUAGGCUACCAAUAUUACAAUGAUAAAGCGACUUCGUUCGCGGAGCUUCGUGUUGAAGGGAUUGCUCGAAAAUUUUGGAUACAUAAAGAAUUCCUCGUUCUCCAAUCAAUUUUCUUUAAUGAUAUCUUUAAUCGCGUCAAGAACAGAAAUGAACCCAUCACCAUCACUGUUCCCUCUCCUGGAACCUUUGAGUCAAUUCUUGAAUAUUUAUAUGAUGGAAAUGAUGACAAAUGGUAUGACACUUUCACACCCGAGAACUGGCAUAGCGUUCUGGAAAAUAUAAAGUUUCUCGGAUUGGGAGCAAGGGCUUACGCUGUUUGUAUUUCUUUUUGUGAGAAUCAAACCAAUUAA
Molecule: messenger RNA, 462 nt
Organism: Acaulospora morrowiae
Lineage: Eukaryota; Fungi; Glomeromycota; Glomeromycetes; Diversisporales; Acaulosporaceae
Source: the annotation of a GenBank genome assembly